This is a messenger RNA of Linum trigynum, 2593 nucleotides long. Lineage: Eukaryota; Viridiplantae; Streptophyta; Magnoliopsida; Malpighiales; Linaceae. The record is from the annotation of a GenBank genome assembly.
CCUUCUUCAACAUUGUGAGGAAUGCUCAUCUGUUCGACAAGAAAUUUUAUACGGUCCAACAAAGGACGAAGGAGCCUUGCAGGUUGGGAUAGACACCACCACGAGAAGGAUGAGUGAAAAUAAGUACGGAUGGUUCAAUGAUCACUAGGGGUUAAGGUGGCAGCGGAGGGCCGAUCAGAGACCACACAGGGAGAUGUCAUAAAGCAUUCUCCAUCAACCUUGGUACUUGCUCAAUCACUAGAGCGAAGCUGAAAGUUGUAGCGUUUAAUCGUUAAUACGAGCUAAGUGUCAUGAACCAGCUGAUCCCAAUAACUCGAGUUGUUGGGAGAGGUUCAAUCGUGGAUCAUAUACCACAACACUAACACGCCCUCUCAAACGAAAGCCACUCACAAGGGCUGGAAGUUUGCACAAGUCUGAAAACAAGAAUACCAUGUGCUUAACAAAUGAGGGCAACCGGGAAUCGAACACAAGACCUCUUGGUCACAGAAGGCUUUGAUAUCAUGUCAAGAACCAGUUGAUCCCAAUAGCUCAAGUUGUUAAGAGAGGUUCAAUCGUGGAUCAUAUACCACAACACUAACACUAAGACGUGUUUGUCUUCUAAAAAAAAUUAAUGGAUGAGUAUGAAUUUAUCCUCAUUCAACCGUGACUCAUGGAUUGGAGGCUUGUGCUGGGCAUCCCAUGCUUGCAGGAGUUCAAAUGUUCAAUAACCAUUCCUUUUCCCAACACCCAAUCAAUAGUCUGAUGACCCUUUGAAUUGUCACACUCUGCAAUGACACCAACAAGCCGAGAUUUGAUUAGACCUUCUCCCCACUCUCUCUCUCUUUAGUCUUCACUCAAUCUUCGCACUUCACACUUCACACUUCACACUUCACAUCCACUCAUUGACCGUUCAGUUCCCCCUCAAAAGUACUGUAGAAGAAGAAGAAGAAAAGCAGAGCAUUGCAGCCGGAAUCCCGAUCGUCGGCGACCCUUCCUCCUGCAUCUCAUGGCUUUCUUCAGAGUAAUGCUUCCACACGCAAUCCAAGAGAAGAAGCUGAAACUGCCUGUGAAAUUCGCCAGACUGCACGGCGGGAAGCUGGCGGAAAGGGCUCGACUUUCCUUGCCCAACGGUCGUAACUGGGACGUGGGCGUCGUCAAAGGACCCGAAGAGGACCAAUUUUGGUUCGACGAUGGCUGGUCCCUUUUCGUCGAACAGAACUCUGUUAAGGAGUACUGGUUCCUAGCAUUCGAGCAUACGGGGCCGUCCAGCUUCAAAGUUCAGAUCUUUGACCUCACCACCUGCGAAAUCGAUUACCCAUCUGGCGGAUUUGACAAUGACGUCGAAGAAGAAGACGACUCCUCUGUUCAAAUUCUGGAAUCGCCGCCUCCAAAUCCCUCACCCAAGCAAAAUCCCCAAUCCGACUCUGUUCAGCCACGCAAGAAGAUUAAGAACAGCAACAAUGCCAUUACUUCCCGUAACUUGAGCAAACCUUCUGAUUCCGAUGGCGACGAGGAGGAAGAGGCGGAAGAGGAGGAUGACGAAGCAGGGGAUGGAGAGUUGGGUGAAACGCUGGUGAAGGAACUGAAACGGAGGCGGAUCUUCGUUAACUCAAAGCUUUCCAAGAAACUACCCAAAUUGUCGAUUGAAAUCCAGAGGGCAGUGGAAGAAGCCAUUGCGAUGAAGCGUGGCAACGAACCGUCUUUCCUUGUAAUGAUACAGAGGCACAACAGGAAGCCGCAACCUCGGCUGAUUCCACCGCUUGCGUUUGUUAACGAGCACCAGCAGAUGGAGAAUGCUGAAUCUGUGAGGCUGAAGCUUGCGAGGGGAGGCAAUGACGCAAAGUGGGAUGUCGUCGUGAUCAGAUACUCUGCUAAAGGACCGUGCCUUUCCGGUAAAGGAUUUAGUAAGUUUUACAAAGAGAAUGAGCUCAAACUUGGGGAUGUUUGCUUGUUUGAGAUGUUAUCAUGUGAGGUCGAUGUUGUGUUCCAAGUUUCCAUCUCUAGAGUGCUAAAGAAAGGCUUCCCGUCUAUGGAGGAGGUGAUCUGCCUUGAUGAUUGAAGAUGAUGCCAUGGCCAAGUUUAGGGGUUCUUGUUCCAUUCUGCGUUUGUUUGAGUAGUAAGGUGGGGUGAGAUUGGGGAACUUUCGAAGGUGAUUAGUUGGAACUUUUGGGAUUUUAGUUAGUUUGUAACUUGUUGUAAGCAAGGCAAUGUGAUUAUCCAUUUUUAUUAACUAAAUUAUAAUAGACUAAAUUAUAAUAGAAUGAUAUGAUUAUCCUUUUUAUUAACUAAAUUACUUAUACAUAUGAUAUACCAAACACAUGAAUUCAUUUGACAACGAAUUUUGCAUGGCAAUUCAUUUAAUUCUAAAGAUUUGAAUAUGACCCACCAAACACAAUAUUUCAUUUGACAAUGAAUUCUACAUGGUAAUUCAUUUUACAAUGAAAUGAAGUCUCGAUUCAUUUGGUACCAAAUGGUCUGUUAGUUAUGAGAGAAUAUGGUCAAGUUGACCCGUUUGACAACACAAUAUUUAGAUGAAGCAUUUUUGUCCGAAAAAUUUCAAAUUGACUCGUUUUGAGAUAAUUACAAUUGUUUGGAAUAUAACAGACAAUUUGAA